Rhinolophus ferrumequinum (greater horseshoe bat) is the source of this 820-nucleotide messenger RNA. It is a transcript of the gene LYRM4, whose product is annotated as LYR motif containing 4. The transcript is spliced from 3 exons. The coding region runs from base 198 to 473 and encodes 91 amino acids. Lineage: Eukaryota; Metazoa; Chordata; Mammalia; Chiroptera; Rhinolophidae. Gene Ontology annotation, cellular component: mitochondrion; L-cysteine desulfurase complex. Gene Ontology annotation, biological process: iron-sulfur cluster assembly. The record is from RefSeq and is a predicted model, not a curated record.
CUCGCGCGACGCCCGGCGCGGUCCGCAGCGGCCCAAGGCGCGGGCGGGUGCUCACUUAGGCUGAGGCCCGAGCCCGCUAGCGAGAGAACCACACUGCAUUUUAUUUCGUUCGUGGUUUUUGCAUAGGCCGAAAUUUUAUUGUUGUGUCAAACUCGGGACCUUCGCGAAAAGGACCCACUUAUUUUUUUCGUUCCAAAAUGGCAGCCUCCAGCCGCGCACAAGUGUUAGAUCUGUACCGGGCGAUGCUGAGAGAGAGCAAGCAUUUCAGCGCCUACAACUACAGAACUUACGCUAUCAGGAGGAUAAGAGAUGCCUUCAGAGAAAAUAAGAAUGUACAAGAUCCUGUAGAAAUUCAGACUCUAGUGAAUAAAGCCAAAAGAGACCUGGGAAUGAUUCGUCGACAGGUUCACAUUGGCCAACUGUAUUCUACUAACAAGCUUAUCAUUGAGAGUCAAGAGAAGCCCAAAACCUAAGGACCACACCACCAGCCACCACCAGCAACCGUGGACCACCUUCAGCAUCCAUUCUGUGCUUGCGACACGGGCUCCCAACAGACUAUGAGUGGCCUCCUGCAACAGCUUGCCCUGUAGGAACUGAUACAUUCAGUGCGGUUUCCAUUCUCCUGCAGCCUUAGUGGGAAAGGGUCGCUCUGUCCUUGGUUCAAAUGUUAGAAUGAAGAGCUGGAGCUCACUCAAAAUAAUGCUGCAUAUUAUUGGGUCUCCUCUCCACCCGCCCGUCUGUGGUAGCUUCAUCGCUUGUAUAGAGCAUCUCCAGACGUUGUUUCUUGGUCCUUGACAAUAAACAGAAUCAUCUUCCUAAG